AUGACACCCAUCGAUGCAUUUUCGGAAGACGAAAACAUCCAGGAGCUUCAGUCAUUGGUAGCAAUAUACCCUAGCACCAAGAUCGAUUUUGGUCAAAAGCUGGGCUCUCUAGAGAUUCCUAUCCAGUGUGAUGAUGAGGUUCAAGUUCAAGUAAAGGUCUUGGCCUCAAACCAAACUGUCCGCACAGCUGAAGUGAAGCACUUACCUGCUGUGAUAUUUCUGUUCAGUCUUCCUGAAACUUAUCCUCAUGAACUGCCCCCGAAAUUCCUGGUCACUUGCUCGACUCUCUCAUCUGACAUAUUACAAAUGCUUCUGACAGAACUAUACAAUUUAUGGGAGAUGUACCAUGACCAGGUUAUUUACAGUAUGAUUGAUCUUUUGAACUCCAAACUCGACUCUCAACUAGAUAUCAUGAUUCCAGAGCUCAAAAUUGACUGUGGGACCGACGAACAACGUUAUCAUGAAUUCGAAGAAUAUAACCGAUUGAAAAGCAUGGAUGUAUUCAAUUCGAACACAUAUUUGUGCCAGAUUUGUCAAAAUGACAUCAAAGGAAUCAACUGCUCGAGGUUUGACGACUGUAACCAUAUAUUUUGUAAUGCUUGUCUUGAGGACUUUUUCAAGAGUCUCAUUCUUGAGGGUGCAAUUGAAAAAGUACACUGUCCGGAUUUCAGGUGCACUAGCAAGUCCGUCAAAGACCGAGACCAGCUCUUACGGCUUGACUCUCCGUUCAGCUCCAAUUUUGAAAUUUUCAAGAACAAAGUUCUUAAACCUCCAAUAUCAAUUGAACAACUUUCUCGCAUAUUGAAUUCCGAUGCAUUGACAUCACGAUAUCAAGAACUAUUUACCAAGCAUCAAUACGACGUCAUAACCAAGCUAUUUCCGAAAAGACUCAUCCAGUGCCCAAGAACUGGCUGCUCAGAGCAGAUAUUCAGAGAAAACGUUAGUGACCCACUAGUAAGGUGUAAGCGAUGCAAAUACGCUUUUUGCAGCGACUGUCAGCAUUCUUGGCAUGGAUCCUACAAAAGUUGCUCUUCGAAAGUUGUUGGAAAGUACGCUGGAAUUCCAGUUGAGGCGCUAGAUCAAUGGCUCGAAAUGUCAGACGAUUCAAUUGGUAAACGUAAGUUGGGAUACCAAUACGGCCGUGCCCUAAUGAAAAAAACAGCAGAUGAAUACUUGAUGGACCGCUUGUUAGAUGACAUGAUAAAUGACGGGUCUCUGGGCCUUCAUCGCUGUCCAACUUGUGGCUUGAUCAUUGAACGAUUAGACGGUUGCAACAAAAUGUGCUGCUCUUCAUGUAGAACCUUCUUCUGCAACUUGUGCGGAUGUUAUCUAGAUCAUGGUGAUCCGUAUGGUCAUUUUCGUGAUCCUCGGAGCUCUUGCUACCGAAAGUUGUUCGAGGGAAUGCCUGGAGUGGACUAA
Molecule: messenger RNA, 1419 nt
Organism: Meyerozyma guilliermondii ATCC 6260
Lineage: Eukaryota; Fungi; Ascomycota; Pichiomycetes; Serinales; Debaryomycetaceae
Product: RBR-type E3 ubiquitin transferase
Exons: 1
Coding region: 1-1419 (472 amino acids)
Biological process (GO): ubiquitin-dependent protein catabolic process; positive regulation of proteasomal ubiquitin-dependent protein catabolic process; protein polyubiquitination
Cellular component (GO): ubiquitin ligase complex; cytoplasm
Molecular function (GO): ubiquitin protein ligase activity; zinc ion binding; ubiquitin conjugating enzyme binding
Source: RefSeq, a predicted model, not a curated record